Messenger RNA from Colletotrichum graminicola M1.001, 1062 nucleotides. RefSeq lists its product as uncharacterized. The record is from RefSeq and is a predicted model, not a curated record. The transcript has 2 exons. Bases 1 to 1062 code for a protein of 353 amino acids. NCBI's taxonomy places the organism in Eukaryota, Fungi, Ascomycota, Sordariomycetes, Glomerellales, Glomerellaceae.
AUGAUCAACACGCUCGCUGUCUUUCUGCCAGCCCUACUGGCCUUGCCGGCCAGUCUGGCUAGCCCAAUCAGCUCUUCCGCCAGCAAGGACUGUGCUCCCGUCUCAGGAGACAAGACGAUCUCGGCUUUUCAACUGUAUCCCGAAAACGCCGACUACGACACAAAGCGCUGCGUUGCGUAUCUGAGCGUCCUCUACAAUGCCACCGUGGCCGUCUGGGACCCCUCUGCAAACUCAAUCGUCGACACCAUCUCCCUGUCGGGCCUGAGCUUCAACCCGCUCCUGCACGCUAGCGGCGUCCGCCGCGAUCCCCUGGACCGCCUCUCCAUCAUCGUUGACGCCGGCAGCGCCUUCGACACGUCAGGCCAGAACAUCGCGGGCGACAACUUCCUCGUCAAGUACGACCUCAGCUCCCGCCAGGAACUGUGGCGGCGCAACCUCACCGCCGUCACGGGCGGCGUGUACGGCGGCUUCCAGGACACGGCGCACGCCGCUGACGGCACCACCUUCGCCCUCGGCACCUACCCCAGCAGCAUCAUCCGCGUCAGCGCCGACGGCGGGGACGCCGCCGCCUGGUACCUGCGAACGCCCCCCGACCACACGGUUCACGGCUUCUCGGGCCUCGUCACCUCGCCGGACGGCCGGUCGCUGCUGGUCGUGGACAGCUCGGACGGGCAGAUGUACCGCUUCAACCUGUCGGCCGCCGAAGGGACGCCGGUCCGCGUCCCGCUGUCCGGCGCGGCCCUCAUCGGCACGGCCCUCGACGGCGUCUCCAUCCCCUCGCGCUACAACGGCACCGUCAUCCUCGUCUCGGACGACGCCGCCGGCACCGUGGUGCUCCGCUCGCGGGACGCCUCGUGGGACGAGGCCGAGGUGCUGGGGACGGUGCCCGGUCCGCUGACGGCCGAGGGCGCGGCCAGCGUGACGACGGUGCAGAUCGGCGGCAGCGUCUACGCCGUGUCCGAGUGGUUCACGGACGCAAUCGUCCCCGGCACGUUAGCGGGCAACCGGACAGAGUGGCCGCUGGUCGACAUCACGGCCAAGGUUGAUGCGCUGCUGGCCUAG